CGUACUAUUAACUAUAUCAUUCUUAAAAUAGACACAUGGGAUUUCGGAUUUCUUUUUUCCGAUAUUGUUUUCUGUUUAAAAAUAUUAUUUAAAAUAAUAAGUGAGUUAGACAUACUUGUUUAGGUGAUAUCAAAAUGAUAGUUAUUUUUGAAGAUGAGUGUUAACAAAGAAUACCACCACUUGAUACCAUCUCUGGAAGUAUACCCUAGAGUUCAUUUCUUCAGCAAAAGAUAUCAUGAUAUAAAGGAAAAGUAUAAGAAAUUCGCAGAUAAAAAUCGAAAGACGUUUUCUAUAAAACAUGUCGAUGCACCACUAAAUUGUAUAGAAAAUGGCCUAACAAUAAAGGUCGUUGGUAAAGAGGACCUUGACCCAGCAAACUUUGUAGCAACACAGCCCCACUUGUUCAAAGUGCUGUCAACUUCAACUGCUGGUAACAGAACAGAUAUCAAACAUGACACAAUUGCUCCAGUUAAUCCACACAAAGACUGUGUCCGGACAUUUAGUGCUUCCGGAAAGAAAGCUACCAAGUCAUCAGAUGACACUUCUGCCUCUACUUCUAAAGAAGGUCAAAGCGAAGCAUUCAAAAAUAACCCUAAAACUAUUAUAGUUAUAUGCAAUGCCGUUGUCGAAAGUCUAAAUGACAAAGGUCUGGAGGAUAUCAAGCUUCUGUGGAAAGGAUUUGGAAACAUGAAAGAACCACAUGAAUAUUUCUUCUUGUGUCGCUCAAACCAAGCAUUCACGCAAAGCGAUGAAAAUGUGUUUAGAAGCAGGCUGGAUGAAGUUUUCGUAGACUGCUUGAAAACGACUCACAUCAUUAUCAGAAGAAAAUCUGAUGAUAGAAUUGGUGACAAGAUAUCGUUAUACCUAGAAGAAAUGGUAGUUCAGAACCUCGUGACUGUUGAAUCCGAACUACAGAAGUACACAGCUGGCAAAAAACUAUGCAACACACAUAAGCCCCUCUUAGAAGAUGAUAUGAUCCGAACUGCAGUAAAAUCGUUUCUCCAAGGGAUUCCAGUGUAUGGCAAGGAAGCAACCGAAAACAUGCUACACGAAAAGUCUCGCAAAGUUGAAGACAGUAUUGAGGUCAAGAUGAGUGAAUUAACUCUGCGGCCACAAGAUGUUACUGAUAAAUGGCUAUGGGAAAAUAUCAAAAAUGAUAACAGACUAACAGAAAAACUUGCCUUAAUUGUCAAAUGCUGUGUUGUCUUAACUUUGUCUGAAAGACACAAUAUCAUAUUGCAACUAUGUAACAAUAUUCUGAUCGGACAUAACUUUGAACAGAGGUGUAUCGAAAUGUUCUCAGAACGUUUAGUGCGCUACGUGAACAGACUGUGGUAUUUUACCGCAGUAUCGUCAUGCGACCAUCUUCAGUCAGUUGCAUAUCCUCAUGUGCUCUCUUUAAUACAAGCUGAUCUUCUCGACUUCGUGACAGAUAUUGAACGGGGCGUGCGUCAGUUUGCGUCCACAUUGAGAAAACUUCUGUUUGAGAUAAGCAGUUGUUUUAAAAAAACCAAGGUAGAUAUUGAAAAGAUAAAAGAAAGACAACAAGCAGCCAUUGUUAGUAAAAAGGUUGUUAAUAGUCUUCGAAAGGAAAUACUCAGUAUAAAAGAAGUUUAUGGUGUUGGUACAAUAUAUGGUCAUUUUGAAAUUCACGUGAAUGAAAAAAGCGCUGUCGAGAGGGUAGAAUCGCUCAUUCGAGACAUGCUCCGGAAGAAUAACAUGUCCUGUCCAUUUUCUGUACGAGCAUUAGAGUUAAAGCUAGAAAUGUUAGCAGACCAUUCUUUUCACGAGCAUGGAGAACGCAUAGAAUGCGAGACGCGCACAGGUACAUUAGCCGGUUUUGUAGAGGGGAGUGAUCAAAGGUUGUAUGGCUUAACAUGUGCACAUGUUGUGAAAGCGGAAGCAGACUGUGAUGUUUUCAUUUACGAUGGUUCCGAUAGUCGGCGUGAAUUUGCAAAAUGUGUUCCACACAUGAUCGUUUCCCCGGGAACUUCAACAAAACCGCUCAUUGAUUUUGCUGCAGUACGAGUCAUUGAUUCUGUUCAAAGCAGAUGUUCAAUACAUCUGAAAGAUGAUGAUUGCAUGUCGAAGCCAGGUAUAAUAGCUGCAGACACAACGCAGGAUCUAGCUGGUAUUUAUGUCUACAAACACGGUGCUACUUCUCAGUUAACAAAGGGUCUAGUCUCUUCUGAUGAUUAUAGCGUUCUAAGUACAGAUGAGACCCAUUAUGUUUUUCUCAUCGAAAAUUAUGAUGAAGACGAAGAAAAUGUCUUUGCAGAGGCCGGUGACAGCGGGUCGAUGAUUUGCGCCCCAGAUGAGAAUGAAGUGUAUGUUGUGAAAGCUGUUGGCGUUUUACAUGGACGCACAAUUACACCAAUUGAGGGAGAUACACAAAAAUAUUUUUCAUUUCGACUUGUUGAUGGUUUACGAAAACUUACAGAGAGAGCACAAGGUGUGCAGUUUAAUUUUCCAAAGUGCUGCUGGUUUUGACUAUUAUUUUGUCAUGUCUAAAGUUGAAGUGCCAUACAUUUUAGUGCCAAGACAUUCCCCAGUACUUUUUAACUCUUCCAUGUAGUUACAGCGUUCAAGUGUGACUACCAUACAUAUAAAUGUCUUAACUUUUUCAAGAUGUCAAUCAUUCAUUUCUUAUUAAAUGAAAAGCACAUAAUGAGGAUCAUCAAAAUUAAUGUCUCCAGGGACUCGAUUCUUUGGUUUAGGUGUUUGGAAUUUUGUUAUUUUAUUUGUUAGCUCGUAGUCGCGAGGUCGACCCCAAGCUCAUGAGGAUUUUUUUUUUCUAAUGCAUUAAAUUUGCAUAUUUCUGUUACUAAUUGAAAUAUUCUUUAGUUCACUGAUGAUGUGCCAUAGCGAUAUUUUUGCUCAAAUGAGUUGCAUUACUUUUAUAUAAAGUGUUUCUGAUCCAAUUUGAGGAAUGGUGUACCUAUUCAACAAUGUAUUUAUAUUUUCAACGUGACUGGUUUACUGAAGAAUGUAUUUAAAACAACAUUUAAUGAUUAAUGAAAGUUUUAAAAAUACAAAUCCUGGACCAACUACUGGAAUAUUGUUGUGACUCUAUACCGGUGCAAUUAUUUGUGAUAAUCUGUUUAAUAUAAAAAAGACUUGCUAAAUGAGACACUUAGAAUAAAACCAUAAGACCUUUUAUGAAAUAUUUUAUAGACGAUAGUUCAAUUUGGUUCUUAUAUUUUUAAAAAAAUUGAUAAGCAUACCAUAUCCAUUGCUUCUCUCUAUGUAAUUAAUAGAAUUUUAUAAUGUUAUGUUUUUAAAUUUUUGUUAACUUUUGGAAUUUUAUAAUGUUAUGUUGAUAUUUUUUUUAAUUUUUGUUAUACUUAUAUAUUGGUAUAGCUUUAUCUCUUUCUCGUAUAUGCAAAUAAAAGUUAACCUAUUAAUUAAUUGUGAUAAUAACAUAAAAAAUAGCUGUUAACAUAAAUUAAAAGAUUCUUUUUUAUCAAACGAUCGAUGCUCCAAUUGAGGCGCAAUUACGAUUCUUUAGAAAAUAAAAGGACAAUUUUUUUACUUUGUAUUUAAUAUAUACUUUAUUUCCUUUAUAUUUUUGUCAUGAAAUGUCUAAAAUUGACAGCAUUUUGAUCUCAUAAGCAUGUGGUUCCAUUUUUUUCUGUGUAUUUUAUACACGUAUACAAAGGGCAAAUUUACAAAACAAUGGUUAUUUAUAACAGCAGUUCGUAAUUGUUUUCCCCGCGCAAUAUAUGUUGUAACUAGAAAAUAUGCAGUAAACAUAUCAAAUUUAAAAAGUUUGGAUUCAUUUGAAAAACUUUAUAUUAACAUGUUUAGAUAUGUGAGUGUUGAUAAUCUAUAACUAUAUUCAGAAUGUUUUAAUUUUAAAUAAAAUGUUCAAAUUGUGUUGUUAAA
Ruditapes philippinarum (Manila clam) is the source of this 3885-nucleotide messenger RNA. RefSeq lists its product as uncharacterized. The coding region runs from base 154 to 2490 and encodes 778 amino acids. The record is from RefSeq and is a predicted model, not a curated record. Lineage: Eukaryota; Metazoa; Mollusca; Bivalvia; Venerida; Veneridae. The transcript is spliced from 5 exons.